This is a messenger RNA of Neurospora tetrasperma FGSC 2508, 760 nucleotides long. RefSeq lists its product as uncharacterized. Lineage: Eukaryota; Fungi; Ascomycota; Sordariomycetes; Sordariales; Sordariaceae. The coding region runs from base 331 to 594 and encodes 87 amino acids. The record is from RefSeq and is a predicted model, not a curated record. The transcript has a single exon.
UUAUGUUUCUGAUCUGAUCUCAUUGAGUUGCAGACUUCAGCCGUGUCCCCGGCUUGCUGCUGAGCCGCUCAAACCGCCUUUCUUUCUUUGCAUGCCAGCACUCAGUACCGAAUUGGAACACCCGUUCGAUCACAUGUUUUGUUUAUUCCGCGCUCAGCUGAGAAAUGAUACCCUUACACCCUCAACUCCGGUCCGUAUCCUGAUAUGUGAACCCAAUGCUCUUAAAAUUACAUCCAAAUCCCAACAUUGGUAUCUCAUGAGACUGCUGCUCCCAUUCUUGUCCCAUCCUCCAGCCCGAUCGUUGCGUGCGUUACCUCCAGUAGUGAUGACAUGUCGUUGAUAGACAUGACAUGCUCGUUUCACCGCGGGAACCUUCCGGUCCUCACAGCCACUCGGCAAGCAGCCGACCCAGCAACCACGCCGAUCACCAGUCAGACCUUGAUGCUAUCAUUUAUGGUUCCACCAGAGCGCCGAAGCUGGAACACAAGACUCGCUAUCUUGGCCAGCCACGUUCUACCUCGGGCGGUAGAGGAGGAUAUAAGCGUGAAUUCGCCUAGGCAUCUGAGCGGUCUUCCCAUUGCCUCCUGUUACUGAGCAGCAGACAAAUUGGUGAGAAGGGCUUUCCGCCACCAGAUAGUGUCUUUGCGUUUCUCCUGGCUACCCUUUUUUCGGGCUUGUCCGGCGCAAUCAAUAUCCAACCGAUAACCACACGACUAUAGCGGCCCUUUCGUUCCAAUCACCGCUUAAAAGUAGUUCUUUU